CACAGUUACCCUUGCCUCCUCCCUCCUUCCUUGCUCAUUAUAUGCUCCUUCUGCUCCUGCCGCCAGCUCAAACCAGACCAAAUAGCUAGCUAGAUUUAUCAGCUGGUAUAGAGAGAGCGAGAAAGAGAGCCAGCAGAGCAAAGGAUCGAAGCUUUGUUGUUGUAAUAGUAAAAAAUGGGAGGAGUUGCGUGGACGGAAGAAGAAGAUCAACUGCUGAGGAAAUGCAUUGAGCAAUACGGAGAAGGCAAAUGGCACCGUGUCCCCUUGCUCGCUGGUACGUAAUCUGCUCAUCAUCUCUCUCUCGCUCUUGCUCUCGCGCUCUUCUUACAACCUAAACCUACUCUGAAUUUAGUUUUUUUUUUAUUUGUGUUAGUUAUUGGUUAGUGUUUACCGUAUUUUCUUUAAGAUUAAGUUAUCGAGUCAGUGAAUGAUUGUUAAGUGAUUAGGCUUUCCGGUUCUACUACAAAUAUGUAUCCUUUUAUAUAGAUUUAUUAUCAAUGAAGAAGAUAAAAAACCAAUUUAGUAUUUUUGUUAAUUUUCGUAGUUUAGAACGAUGCCAAAUUGCCAAUGCAUCAGAAACCAAGUAAACGAAUCAACAAGAGAUCCUUAGACGUGAUGGGUUUUCUUGAUUAUGUAUUGCUAGUACUGGAGAUUUUUAUCUCUUCUGUUGUCCAGCUUUCAUAACUACAAGCUACAUAAAAUGGGUUGAAUGAAGCUAACCAUUGAUCUGCACCUAAAGUGGGAAGAAAGGAAAAGAUGGCCGACCCCCUAUUUUAGAAAAGAAAAAUAAGUUGCAGCAUUUAGUUGAACUUGUACUUUGGUUUUCGAACGAGUGGUUUGGACUACUUGACACUUGUACUUAAAAAAAAAAAAAGUAGAUGAAGGGAAGCUCCCAUCUCCAAUCAUUUUAGCUUGGGUGAGCAUGUAGCUAGCUAGACACCAGCUUUCAAAUUUCACCUUACCCAUCGUACUAUGUAGACCAUAUACUGGCGGACUAAUAAAAGAAAACCAAACCCAAAAAUGGGAAUGGAAAUAUCUAUGCCUAGAUUCUCCCAUUUAUUGGACUGCCACCACCAGAAGAAGCCUAUCGAAUUCUAUCAUUCAGUAAGUCGAAAUGAAAACCAAGAAUAAUAAACCAAUUCAUGUGGUGAGCACAGUUAUUAAUUGGAGUUUUCUAUACAGGUUUAAACAGGUGCCGGAAGAGCUGUAGGCUGAGAUGGCUAAACUACCUCCGACCCAACAUCAAGAGAGGGAGUUUUGCUGAAGAGGAGGUUGAUCUCAUUAUCAAGCUUCACAAGCUCCUGGGUAACAGGCAAGUUAAUUAUCAUUAUUAUUAUUACUAUCAUUAUUCACAUCUUCAAAUUCAACCGCAAAUACUUUUUUCGAUAUAUGUGAUACACAAACAUACAGUAUAUGUACGGGUCAGACUCGCAUCUUACCAUGUAAGAAUUUUGUCUAACACAUCUCUAUAGGGUCAAUUAAUAAAAACAUUGCUCACUUCGUUUUAUUUUUUUUAAAAUUGCAUUAUAGUAGUCAAAUUUUUUUAAAAAAAUUUACAAACAUGUCCAAUUUGUUGGUAUGAGUAAUUUCAUAUCAACCAAAAAGUGACUCGACCCUAAUCUGAUCAUGUGGACAAACUGUGAUACAGCCCGCGAUCGUGCCAGACCGGGUCAAUGGAUAUCUAGGUUCAGGCAGCCCUAGUACGUAGUAAGAAUUGGGUGGCAGGCAUGCAGUAGUACCAAGCAAGAUCUGUUACUACUUAAUCAUUAAUAUUAUUGGCGAAUGUCUAUUAAAUUGUGGUGGUGGUGUCUGAUUAUGCAUAGCAGCAGUGGACAAACCCAACUGCUGCCUGCUCGACUUGUGGGGCUGAGAUGAUAUGAUUUUAGAUACUUUGCCCCAAAGGGAUUAGAUCCUUUCCCCUCCUUGAAAUUAGAAUAAACAAUGAAGGGGAAGGGGUGACUUUCAGAAUGCUGGAAAUGGAAAGUUUCCCCCCGCGGCCUCCACUAGGAGGAAAUACGUUAUUGUGAGGAGGAAACAAAAAGACACAGUACUAUUGCAAAAAAUUAUAUAAAAAGAUAAGGGGAGGAUGAUGAUAAUGUUGGUGAAUGGACCAGGGAUUAGUUGGUACACUACUGCCCUUUCUUAUUGUGCAUUUAUAAUAUAAAUUGUCCUACACCUUUACAGUUUACAUGCUCCUUUUACUUAUGCGUUGUGGACUUAUUCAUGAGUAAUUAUAGCUUUUCAAUACCUAGAAUUAGGGUUGUCGAUUUGGUUUGGUUAACCAAACCAUUAUAUGUGAAAAAAAUAAAAAUAAAAAACUAAAUCAGGCAAAUUCUCUAAAAUCAAAAUCAUUAAGUAUCUAAAAUCAAAACCGGUUAACCAAUAACUGAUAAGUUCCUUAUAAAUUUUGGUUUGGUUUAAACAAAUAAAAAGUACCAGAAACUGAACUCGUAAUUUCGAAAGUCCGAAAUGAAGUGAUAAAAGACAACAAGAAGAAUGAAGAUAAAAAAGAAGUUUAUUGUACAUAAAUUGGUGACAACACAAGUCGUUGAUGCAUGUUGACUUAAUUGGAGUGUUAUCAAUUUAUUGUUGAUUUCUAAUUGAUUUUUUCCAGUUUUAAGCAAACCUAAAACCAAAAUCGUUAAAUUUCAUGUCAGGUCGGUUCGUGUUAAAUCCAACAAACCAAACCCAACCAAACUUACAACCCUGUACCUAGAACAUCGUCUAAUAGUUUAAUCGAUUUAAGUAUCUUUUAUGUAUGAACGCCAACAUUGUUCAAGCGAUCUAGAGAUAAUUACUACUUUAUCUAUUUAGAAGAAGAAAAAAGAAAUACUUCAGAUUCCUAUCCGAAGGUUAAUGAUAUCCAAGAAGCAAGAAUCCUUUGUCAUGGGGCUGCCAUUUUACCAAUGAGAUAAUUAAUUAGUAAUUACUAAUAUGGUAGACGCCAUUUCCCAAGUUUAUCUUUUAUCACUGUGGUAUAGAAUCCUGACUUUAUGGAAAAAGAGAGUGCAUAAGAUCACAGACACGUCUUUCAAUUGUCUAAAAAAUUUCAAAUAUAUUAGAAUAAGUCAUAUUUCAUAGUUUGUGAGUCAUGCAACUUUCUAUGAAAUUUUUUAAAAUUAAUGAUUAAAUAUGCAACAUAUGAACAAAAUAAUUGAAAGAAUAAAAAGAGAGCGUGUCUCACAUAUGACAUAUGUCACCGAAGUUAGUCAUUAUUUUGAGGGUUUAAUUUCCAUAACUACAUUUGUUGGAAAAAUAUGCUUUCGAGUAGGGGUGGCUAUACGGUUCGGUCCGGUUAAAUUGGCCCAAAUUGAUCCGGUCCAGUCCGGUCUUUUCGAAAAUAUAAGGACCGAAGAUUGGAUUGGAUACAGUCCGGUCUUGAUCCGGUCCGGUUUUGAUCCGGUCCAGUCCCAAUUCGGUCUUGAUUUUACAUUGAGAUUGUGGGAUUUGAGUGGCCUAAAGCCUUAAAGGGUGAGGAGUUGGUUAAGUUUUGUACUAAGUGCAAAGGUUUGUGACCGUUUAUGCAAAUUACCAUUAAGUUUUGGGUGUUGAGCUCUCUUAUCUGGUUUUUUACCUCAAAUCUAAGCCCAAAGAUUGGAUUGGAUUGUUUACUAUCUGGUCCCGGUCCGGUCUCGGUCCGGGUUAUACGGUCCGGUUUCUGGUUUUUAAUCCGGUCCUGGUCCAAAUAGCCACCCCUACUUUCGAGUUCAAUUCUCAUAGUUUAAUAUUUUAAAAUAUUAUAUGGGUGCCCUUGGUAGAGUUUUAAGCUCGAAUAGAUUUCUUUUAUUAGUUUGAUAGGUAGGUAGAGAAAUUUUACAAUGCUAUAUAGUAUUAGUGCUAUAGGGUUUUGCCUUUAUGGUACAACUUAAAAUUGUACAUUUACGUGAUGGUACAACUUCAGAUUGUACCUAUACUUUUUGUACAAAUUCUUUUAUGGUACAACUUGAACUUGUAUCUUUAUGUGAUGGUACAAUUUCAAGUUGUAAAAUUGUAUCAUAACAUAAUGGUACAAAUUGCUUUAUGGUACAACCUAAACUUAUACAUUUAAUGUUAUGGUACAACUUUAAUUUGUAUAUUAAAGCACCAAUACUAUAUAGUAUAGUAGAAGUGUUCUUGAUAGGUAUUUAUAGAGACUAAGACAGUAUCAAGCACAUGAACUAGGUUCUCUCUCAUAAAACUUGAGUUAAACA
Molecule: messenger RNA, 4190 nt
Organism: Linum trigynum
Lineage: Eukaryota; Viridiplantae; Streptophyta; Magnoliopsida; Malpighiales; Linaceae
Source: the annotation of a GenBank genome assembly